GUGCGUGCACCCGCCCGCCCGCUCGCGAGGGCUAAGAGGAACGGGGCGGAGAAAGGAGGAGCGGAAAUGGUGCCACGGGGCCGCGCGGCGCGGCAGCGAGCGGAACAGCCGCCGCCGCCAUGAUCCUUCUGGAGGUGAACAACCGCAUCAUCGAGGAGACGCUCGCGCUUAAGUUCGAGAACGCGGCCGCCGGAAACAAACCAGAGGCAGUAGAAGUAACAUUUGCAGACUUUGAUGGAGUCCUUUAUCAUAUUUCAAAUCCUAAUGGAGACAAAACAAAAGUGAUGGUCAGUAUUUCUUUGAAAUUUUACAAGGAACUGCAAGCACAUGGAGCUGAUGAGUUGUUGAAGAGGGUAUAUGGAAGUUUCUUGGUAAAUCCAGAAUCAGGAUACAAUGUCUCUUUGCUAUAUGACCUUGAGAACUUGCCUGCCUCAAAGGACUCCAUCGUGCAUCAGGCCGGAAUGUUGAAAAGAAACUGUUUUGCCUCAGUCUUUGAGAAAUACUUCAAAUUCCAGGAAGAGGGAAAAGAGGGAGAGAACAGAGCAGUAAUCCAUUACAGAGAUGAUGAGACAAUGUAUGUUGAGUCUAAGAAAGAUCGGGUCACCGUUGUCUUUAGCACCGUAUUUAAGGAUGAUGACGAUGUGGUGAUUGGAAAGGUGUUCAUGCAGGAAUUCAAAGAAGGACGUAGGGCCAGCCAUACAGCUCCGCAAGUCCUCUUUAGCCACAGGGAACCUCCCUUAGAGCUGAAAGACACAGAUGCCGCUGUGGGUGAUAAUAUUGGCUAUAUCACUUUUGUGCUAUUCCCCCGCCAUACCAAUGCUAAUGCCAGAGACAACACCAUUAACUUGAUUCACACAUUCCGGGAUUACUUGCACUAUCACAUCAAAUGCUCUAAGGCCUAUAUUCACACACGAAUGAGGGCAAAAACAUCUGACUUCCUCAAGGUGCUGAAUCGAGCGCGCCCAGAUGCAGAAAAAAAGGAAAUGAAAACAAUCACGAGUUCCUUUUUCACCAAGUACCACAUGGGUGACCUCGGUCGUGAGGUCACUAGCUUGGAGCUGCAUUCAGGGCCCAGUGGAGAGCCAGUCAGUUCAGUUGAGGCCAGGAGAUGAGACGACAGAUAGGGGGAAGACAUUCUCAUCCCGUUAAACUCAUGGGAACACGAGUAAGAGGCUGAUGACAGAACGCUGGAGCACUCGCUACCGGAUAAUCGUAGCUUUUAAUGUUGCACCUCUCCAGAUUCUAAAGGAAUUCUCCCAUUUUGGUUCUAUUUUGUACACGUUUGGAAAAUAAUCUGCAGAAUCGAGCUGUGCUUGCAAGGACUUCAGAGUUCCCAAGAAUUUUUAAAAAAGGAAUUCCACUUUGAUCAAUUUAAUUCCUUUUCUUUAUCUCUCCCUCACCACCACCCUCCUUCUCUCACCCUCUUUCCAAGCUGUUUUGCUUUGCAAUACGUUACUGGUAAUGAGUUGCAGGAAAUACAAUAUUAACUUGUUUUUCUCCUCUAAGUAUUUGAGUUUAAAACUCCUGUAUCUAAAAAUACGGUUGGGGUCAUUAAUAAAGAAAAAUCUUUCUAUCUUA
This is a messenger RNA of Monodelphis domestica (gray short-tailed opossum), 1578 nucleotides long. It is a transcript of the gene ARPC2, whose product is annotated as actin related protein 2/3 complex subunit 2. Gene Ontology annotation, cellular component: Arp2/3 protein complex; actin cytoskeleton. Lineage: Eukaryota; Metazoa; Chordata; Mammalia; Didelphimorphia; Didelphidae. Gene Ontology annotation, biological process: actin filament polymerization; Arp2/3 complex-mediated actin nucleation. Gene Ontology annotation, molecular function: actin filament binding; structural constituent of cytoskeleton. The record is from RefSeq and is a predicted model, not a curated record.